AUGCUGCCAACACAAGAAAAUAUAGCCAUACAAACGGAUAUAUUACCAACACAAAAUAUAGGACAUCUAGAUCAAAAUCAACCACAAGUGUACUCGUUACUAUCUGAUUCAAAGAGUCCUUCAUCAAUAAAAAAGCCUCGACGAAAAAAAACGACGAAAUUAGAAGAAACUAUUCCUGUGAUGCUUAAUCCACAGAUAACAAGAACGCCUACCGGCAUUACUUUUGGUGCACCUUAUCAUCAUCAUCAUCAUCAUCAUUCGAUGACAUUACCAGAAUCUAUACCGUCCUUCGUAUCCGCACCUCUUAUAAAUGGUCAUACGCUUCCUUUUAGACUUUUGAUAGAACAUGAUUCAUAUGAUGCAAAUAAUAAUAUCAAUCAUAAUGAAAUUUCAUCACUUUCUAUGUCUUUAAAUUCUUCAGUAUCAGUUCAAACUCAACAAAGUCCUCCAUGGUCAAAUGAUUCUGUGCGAGUCAUUAAUUCGAAUUCGAUGUCACAAAUGAUCGCGGAAUCACAGCUUGUUGGAUUAAACCGAAUAUUAAACAAUAAAAUUGAUGAGAGAACAGUAUCAAUGUGUUCAACACAGCAAAAUGAAUAUAAAUAUCUUAGCCCAUCAUUUACGUAUAGUCGUCAAGAGUCCCCAAUUAGUCACUUCCACCCUAUUCCAUCCUCGUUAUCUUCCACACAUGUAUCUGCUGUUGCACCUACAAAACCAAAGAACAAGCACCCAAAAAGACUAGAUUCCCGUAGUCCUAUCGAACAGCUACAUUCUACACAACAAAUCUCUCAAUGUCCAACUACUUUUACACAGUCUACGGUUUCAAAUGGCUUGCCAUCUAUAAUACCAACAUCUGUAACUGUAACGCCGAUUAAUUCUGAUGAACCUCCACUUUCCAUGGACAUAUCAAUGACAACAAAUUUCAUACCAUUGACACCACCUGCUUCAAUAAGUUCAAUAAAAUCUCCACCGACUAACAUUAAGAAUGAGUAUUCAUUGAUACCAAUUCAAAAAAAUUUAUUAUCACAGACUACAAAUAAUACUACUGACGUAAACUCAAUAUCAAGACAAUAUUUUCAUGAUCAAAGAUAUUCUCAAAUGCAAAACACAAUUAAUAAUUCAAAUACGAAUAAUUUGCCAUACAAUUUACAGCGUUUAUUAGUUGCUGCUAAUCAACAAUACUGUAUGGUUCAUUCUGACUUGAUACCUACAAACAUUCUACCAUUGACAUGUGCUUCUAUUUUACCUGGAACUAUCGCUACUACUCCUUCAAUAUUAAUGGCAUCUGACAUAAAAAAGAAAAGGAAAAGAUGUGUUCGAAAACCUAAAGUUAUGCAAAGUCCUAUAGGGGAAAUUUCAACACAUGAACAAUCUUUGACUUCUAAAUCAUUAACAGCAGCUGUAUCUACUACUAAAGAAAGAAAACAUAAAAAAUCAAGUAAGAAAGAUAUUCGCCCAAAAAAACAAUUACAACGUCUUACACGUCGAAAUCGAUUGGCUGUUCUCAAGUUCAUGAUGCAAAAGCGAAAACAACAAAAACAAGAACGCAUAUCAAUACAAAAACUUCCUGAUAUCAAAACACAACAAGUUGUACCGAAAUUGAUCAGCACUCAGACGGUGAAUUCAGACAAAAUUGAGCCACAUUUACCAGAUAUUAUUGCACCAACUGGUAAUUGUUUUUUUCAACGUACUAAUGAUUUAUGCUAUGGUCUAAGUGAAGCAGAUACAAAUGAAGAACUAUGUAGUGGAUCAUACUAUUCCGAUAGUGAUAUCAAAGAACUUGAUGGAUUUGCAUAUGCUGAAAAUUGUCGUCCUGUAAAUGUAUUACCAAAACUAUGUGAUUUUAAUUGUGGUCUUGGUCAACAAUGUCAAUUGAUAAACAAUGAAGAAAUGUGUGUAUGCAGUGAAGCAUCAUGUACUUCAUCGGAUUCAUUAUCAUCUAAAAUUGAACAACAUCCAUUAUGUGCAUCAAAUAAUAUGACAUUUAGUUCAGAAUGUGCGAUGGAAGCUUGGAAAUGCUUCAAUCAACAGUCAGCAUUAUAUAAAAAAUAUGAUGGUGAAUGUCAAAAGGAUUGUCAAAAUGUUAGAUGUCCAUCUCAUAAAGUUUGUUUAUUAGUUCAAAAUACAGGUGAGCCAAUAUGUUAUCCAAAAAAUCAUUGUAAUUCAACAUUAAAUCCUGAACCAGUUUGUGAUACAAAUGGUAUUACAUAUCCAAAUAUUUGUGUCAUGCGUCUAAGUUCUAAUCGACAAGGUCAAACACCUGUAUUAGCCCAUAAAGGUUCUUGUGAAAAUGAAUGUCGACCAGAUCUGUGUGAAGCAAAUGAACGUUGUGUGUAUUCUAAACAAUUUCGUCCAGUUUGUAUACGUUGUCAAUAUUCUUCGACAUUUUUAAAACAUAGUGGUGAAUGUACUAUGAAUAUACCAAUAUGUGGUGAUGAUCAAAAUUUAUAUGAAAAUUAUUGUUCUCUAUUAUUUGCCCAAUGUUAUAAAAAUCAGUAUAUUAAUAUAACUGGUUAUGGUGCAUGUCCGACUAAAAAACGUAAGAAUAUUAAUAGAAAUAAAUUCAAAUAUUUAAAUCGAUUUUCAAAAUUGAAAGUGAAUUGA
Messenger RNA from Rotaria sordida, 2601 nucleotides. NCBI's taxonomy places the organism in Eukaryota, Metazoa, Rotifera, Eurotatoria, Philodinida, Philodinidae. The record is from the annotation of a GenBank genome assembly.